AUGUCGUCAGAAAAAAUGGCCAUCGCUGCUUCGGAGAAUUAUCAACUUAAGUGGCACAGCUAUGGCGCGCAUCUGCAUAGCUCUGUCGCGACGUUACUCCACUCAGAAUCCUUCGCAGAUGUCUUGUUGGCAACGUCCUGCGGCCGGCACGUGGCGGCUCAUCGAUUUGUCCUUGCCGCUUGCUCCUCGUAUCUCAGUCAUAUUUUUCAAACAUGCCAUUUUGGUGCAAACACAAACGCUCCAAUAAUCGUGGUAUUACCGACGGAAAUUGGAUAUCGUACGUUAAAAAUUCUAAUUCAAUACAUGUACAGUGGCGAAGCUACCGUGACGAAUGAUCAGUUAGAGGGUGUGCUAAAGGCGGGUGACAUAUUACGUGUACGUGGCUUAUGGAGAUCAAAUACGGCAAGUAAAAAGGAAAAUAUACAGUCGAAUAAUCAAAAGGUGGAGCGAGACAAACGGGAGCAACCACCGUUAACUGGUCAAAUUCAAAAGAUCAAGUUGGUUCAACCGAGUACGGAGAAGAUCGUGGAAAAUGUGCAACAAACUACGCCAAUGCAACAUAACGUUCAACCUCAGAAACCUACCUCAGAGAGAAAGAGUAUCGAGAAAAUUGAGGAGAAGAUUAGCGAAACGGAUAGUAAGAAGGUGUUGGAGGAAAAUAAGAAUAACGAGCAAAAUAAGAAUAAGGAAAAUGUAGAGGCCAACGGAAAGAAAAGGAAAACCACCAGCAGCGAUGCGGAAUCUAAUAAAUCUAAAAGCGAGGACGGCGAAAAUACCGAGUUAAAUCUGGAGCUUUUAGUGAAAGAUGAACCAAUUUGGGAAGAAACUAUCGAUCCAUCGGAAUCAUUGACGAUAGACCACGAGAUUGAUAUAAAACCGGAAAUCGUGCACAGUGCAGAUGAAGAGGAAGAAUACAGUCCAUUAACAUGCGACAUGUGCAGUCAAACGUUUAAUCGGCCAUCGGACUGGGUAAGACACAUUGAAUUUACACACGCUGAUAUGACCGAAAAUCGAAGAAAAAAGAGGAAGGGCGAUGUAGACGACGAUAGCAAAGAUUUUCCACCUUUAAAGUGUGAUCUUUGUGGUAACAUGUAUUCGACGCCUCAAGAAUGGGUACGUCAUAUACAAACGGAACAUACGGAGGAACAAUUAGCUCUGAUGAACAACUCGGCACCUCCUAAACCAAAAAGAGUUCACAGUCAUCAAAAAUUGUGCAACAUUUGUCAAAAAGAAUUUCCAAGCCAUGCGUCAAUGGUAAUCCACCAAAGAACGCAUACAGGGGAGAAGCCUUUUCUUUGUUCCUAUUGUAAAAAAGGCUUUAACGUAAAAAGUAAUUUGUUAAGGCAUUUAAGGACAUUGCAUGACAAAUAUGUACAUCCCAGCUUAUACGGGAGUAAUGGUAACACGAAUGCUUAA
Messenger RNA from Habropoda laboriosa, 1416 nucleotides. RefSeq names its product zinc finger protein 271. Gene Ontology annotation, biological process: regulation of transcription by RNA polymerase II. Gene Ontology annotation, cellular component: nucleus. Gene Ontology annotation, molecular function: protein binding. The transcript has 6 exons. The record is from RefSeq and is a predicted model, not a curated record. Bases 1 to 1416 code for a protein of 471 amino acids. NCBI's taxonomy places the organism in Eukaryota, Metazoa, Arthropoda, Insecta, Hymenoptera, Apidae.